UGAUUGUCCUCACUUCCUGAGCGGUACGGUAGUAGGUAAUUGUCAAUCAUGAAGGCAGUUGGUCUUACCGUUGUGUUUUGUUUGCUUUCCAUGUUUAUUAGGGCAAAUGAGAGACAUACUUCAUUGGAAUUACUGAUUAAAAUUGACAAUAUAAUUACCAACCUACAACAAAAUCAAAGCGCCUUGAUUCAGAAAGUUGCAAAUGCUAAACGAACCGUGACAGAAUCUUUGAGAAAUUUUUACUUCAGUUCUGUUUUCAUUGAGAGCGAAUUAUUGAAAAUGGUUGUUCGGGAAGAAGAUGAGAUGAUACAGUUUGGAGAAACUAUCGAUAAACAAUGGUGUUGGGAAAACAAUCUUCCGCUGUUAAAAGGAUCCGUAGGCUGGGUUGGAAACAAUCACAGUGACUGCGUCAAAGAGACGGACAAAGGAAUAAUGGAUGUUGUACUGAGGAUUUAUAAUCGCUUCCAGGAAGAUCUGGCAAAUUUAACUAAAUAUGAUCCACUGGAAGUGUUCAUCCAGCGAAACAUUAUUUUAAAUCCACAAUCGAUUAGUGAUGCUAUCGACGAGCGUUUGUUAGUGUCAAGCAAUGUAAAUUUGGAUUAUUCUUCCAUUGUAGAGGAACUAAAGAGUUUUUUAAAUAGCCGUUUAGAUGGAUUUUACACUUGUCUGAAAGAUGCAAAUGAUAGCUUUAGAAGCUUGAUCGUCGAUAUGACAUCUUAUACAAACGAGUGUCUGGAGGGCCUAAAAUAAAUCAAAAAAUCGUAUUUCGCAAGGCGAUAAAACAAAAAACAUACAAAUUAUUAUUAGC
Wyeomyia smithii (pitcher-plant mosquito) is the source of this 808-nucleotide messenger RNA. RefSeq lists its product as uncharacterized. The coding region runs from base 49 to 750 and encodes 233 amino acids. NCBI's taxonomy places the organism in Eukaryota, Metazoa, Arthropoda, Insecta, Diptera, Culicidae. The record is from RefSeq and is a predicted model, not a curated record. The transcript has 2 exons.